CAUACUGAAAGUAGUCGCAUAUGAUCUCUCGUUGUGCGAAUAAUGAUUUGAAUAAUUAUGAAAUUUAUUUUAUCGUAUGAAACAUUUAAUUAAUAUUCUCGUUCAAAGAUAUGUACAGUAUAAUUGAUAAUUAUAUUUUAUUAAAUAUGGUCUUGGCAUAUACUCCGUUGGAUUUUUUUAUACUACACAUAGAGCUAUGUAUUCAGUAAUAUAUUCUACGUAACAUAUUUAAUUAAUUACAUUUAUAUAAAUUCUGAUAGCAUAAAACAAUUUGUAUCUGCAUAUGCGCAAUAUAUUUUGGUUUGUUAUCGAAUAAUGAACUCAGGAAACGCACUGUGAAGUCAGCGGCCAUGUUAACUUUUGUAACAAAUACAGAUGGAGCAUCAAAAAAAAGUGUUGCAACAGUUUACCUAUGUUCCUUACUAUUUGAUUCAUCUGGACUGGUGCAGUUGUAAAUUAAACGAUACAUAUCUGUAUAAAUGUUGCGAAAAGUUGAAAAAUUUGAUAUAACUGCUGCGUUUAUCGUGUUGAUUGAGAAAUAUUUUAUGUGUUUUAAUUGUUAAGAAUUUUUAAGAGCUGUGAACAUGUUAAACCAGGCUGUAGUUGAAGCUUUAUAUUCUGCAACAUACAUUGAAAAUUAUUUAGACUGUGUGGAGAAUUUACCAAAUGAUUUACAGAGACAUGUUUCCCGGCUCCGAGAACUCGAUGCUACUUGUCAAACUUACUUACGAGAAGUAGAUCAACAGCAAGAAGCGUUAAGAAAUGACACGGAUUUGGCAGUCAAGCGGAGAGCACUUUUGAGAGUUCAGCAAGCAUUGAUUGCCGCACAAGAAAUAGGAGAUGAGAAGUUACAGAUUGUUCAACAAGUUCAAGAUCUUAUAGAAAAUAAAUCUAGGCAGUUAGAUUUGGAUUAUCGUAAUCUUGAUUUUGGAAAAGAACAAGAGACUAAUGAAUCAGCCCGUGAGACAAAUGCAAAUGUUAACUCAAAUGCUUCUGGUAAUGCAAACAACUCUGAAAGACAGCCAAAAAGAGCUAGAAGAACUAGGACAGAAACAAUGGUUGAAUCUAAUGCUAUGGAUAUGAUUGUAAUGACUGAAACACGUUCUAACUCUUUAUCAAAUGCAAGUAAUGGUAAUCAAAAGAAAACCACUACUGCUAACACUGGUAAGAAAAAGAAAAGGAAAUCAAGGCAAGGAAGUCAACAGAAUCAGCAUCGUGAAGAUACUCCACCACCACCAGAAGAUGAUCUUGCAAUAGAUCCAGAUGAACCUACAUAUUGUCUAUGUGACCAGAUAUCAUAUGGAGAAAUGAUAUUGUGUGACAAUGAUUUAUGUCCUAUUGAAUGGUUCCAUUUUUCAUGUGUUUCAUUAAGUACUAAACCAAAAGGAAAAUGGUUUUGCCCAAAAUGUAGAGGAGAUCGUCCGAAUGUUAUGAAACCUAAAGCACAGUUUUUGAAAGAGCUAGAAAGAUAUAACAAAGAGAAAGAGGAAAAAUCGUAGCAGGAGAAAACUGGUGAGCAAUUUAAACACUUUGGAAGACUUACUUAAAACUAAAGGGAACUUUUAAAAUAUAAUUUGUUAAUUUUAAGUACAAUUUUUAAGUCCCACCAAGUAGAUUGUUUCAUUUUAAACGACCGGUGAAAAGAAUUGUAAUUUUACGAAAGAUUGGGUAAAAUUAUUCUGUUAUUACGUUUUGUUGUAUAAAGGCGCGUGUGAAUUAUUAUGUAAGCAACUACGAUAGUAGUGAACAAAUUAUAUUUGUAUAAUAUUCUUAAUUGUAAAUACUGUGAAAAUAUUAAAUAACUAGAGUAAAAACGAAUAUCUUCGCUGAAAUUACAUAUGUUUUAAAAUUAUUUUGUAUUUAUUUGAAAUUUAAAAUUUCUACAAAAUUUGAUUUCUACAUAUUUCGAACAGUAUCAUACAAACAUCACGUAUCAGUAUAGUAAUACAAUUUCAUACAUAAAACAUAAUAGAGCAGUAUUAAAUAAAAAAGAAUAAUUUUUUAUAGUUUAAUUUUGUUAAGAGUAAAAUAGUUUAAUGUCAAUAAUAUUCAUAAAAUAUAAUUUUAUUAUUUGCGAAAUGUAUAGUUACAUGUACAGGAAACAUGAUUUAAAUUUCCUACAAUUAUGGUGAAUUUUGUAUAAAAUAUACAUGUUUAAGUGAAGAUUAUCGAAUCUCUAAAUAGCAAUCGCAUGUAGACUCGUUUUAUGUAUUUUCUUUACUUAUGAAAAUUUUAUUUGUACAUACGAGUGCUAUGUGUUUAAACACAUAGAAACUAUAAACUAUAAUUUUUCGUAGUCAAACAUGAAUAACAAAAUAUUGUUUUAUAAAAAACAGUUCGUAUCUUUAGCAUAAUUAUAAAAAAGCUUUUUUAUGAUUGUUGUUCAUAAGAAAUAAAUUUGACAUUUACUAUAAAUUUACUAAUUUUUUAUUAUGACAAUUCUUUUAAUAUUUGCACCUCUCCUUCUCAAUUGACAAUUUCCAAGGAAAGGAUAUUAAUAUAAAAUAUGUUAUUAUAGAUAAUGUUCUUUCAACUUUAUUAGGAAAUUACAAAUAAUCAAUAUUUAUAUUCUUCCACUUGGUUACCAGUUUAACUAUGUACUAUGUUAUUUAUACAUUGAUACAUUUACUUUCUGCAUUAAAUCAGACUAAGUUCUUGCUUAUUACUUCCUGAUGAUGAAUUAGUAAACCUUGAGUUUAUCAAUUUUUUAAUUACUUUUUUAUGAAGAUCCUUAUAUUCGAGUAUAGCUGUUAGUUACAAUGCAAAUCAAUAUUAACAAAACAAUAUUUAUAUGCAUAUAUUUUUAAUAUUUGAAUUUGGCUGUGUAUGGGCGCCUAAAAUCUAAUUAUAGUGAGCAAAAUCAUACGCGUCUCAUUUGUGUUCACGGAUAAAAAUCACGCAACGCUCUGUAUGACCACAUCACUCCAGUGCUCUACAUUUUCGUGUAUUUAAAAGAUAUUCUAUUGAAAAAAAAACAUCUUGUUAAUUUAUAAAACUAAACAUAAAAUGAAAAUUUUGUAGAACAGUGGAGGAUUUAAUAUAUUGUUUUUGUAAAUACAGGGAAAAAGCACUUCAGGCCAUGAACUGCUAAAAACAAUGUAGAAAACAAUAUCAAAUAAACUGAAAAAAA
Molecule: messenger RNA, 3130 nt
Organism: Megachile rotundata (alfalfa leafcutting bee)
Lineage: Eukaryota; Metazoa; Arthropoda; Insecta; Hymenoptera; Megachilidae
Product: inhibitor of growth protein 1
Biological process (GO): positive regulation of DNA-templated transcription
Cellular component (GO): nucleus
Source: RefSeq, a predicted model, not a curated record